AUGGUAAACGGUGGAAACUUGAAAUUAAGACCCUUUUUUAAUCCCCACGAGACGCACCUCUCAUCCAAAUUUCAUCUGCGCAAGAUAGGUCUAAGUGCACUUUUUAUCGAUUUUUUUGACGAAAUUUUGGAGUUUACGCAUGAAGCUUUCCAGGUCGAAGGGGUCGUCGUGGAAAAACCAAAUUUGGUGAAAAGUGUGAAUUGUUUUUUUGAAAACAAACAAAGAAAUAUAUACCUGCUCAACAUGCCCAAAGUAAAGAGACAGUCUUUAGAAACCAAAAGAAAGCUUGCCAAGUUACAAAGAGCAAAAAAAUUAGAGGACAUUGUAUCGAGUGAACUGGUCAUUGAUAAAACUGAGGAAAAACGGUUAAAAAAUCGCAUGGCAAAAAGAAAAUCAAGGGAAAACCUUGAAAAAAGACAAGCUGAAAGGGAAAUUGACAAGAUUUCCAAACGAAAAGUAAGGGAAAAUACACAAACCCUAAAAAAAAUUAACAUCCAAAACAAAAAAGCAAUGUCCAAAAAAAGGGAAAACAAAGAUUUACGUGAUUUUGAAAAAGAGUCUGACAAAAGAAUUAAAAAACAAGUCCGAAAAAACGAAAUCGUAAAAAAAGAACAUAACCAACUUAACAAAGAAUGCAUGUCGUCAAAAAGGCAAGAUGAAAAUUUUCGCGAAAAUGAAAAAGAAGCGGACAAAACAGCUAAAAAACAAGUCCGACAAAGCGAAACUGUCAAGCAAAAACAUAACCAGCUUCACAAAGAAUACUUAUCCAAAAAAAGGCAAGAGAAAAGCUUUCGCGAAAGUGAAAAAGAAACGGACAAAACAGCUAAAAAACAAGUCCGACAAAACGAAACUGUCAAGCAGGAACAUAACCAGCUUCACAAAGAAUACUUGUCCAAAAAAAGACAAGAUGAAAGUUUUCGCGAAUGUGAAAAGGAAACGGACAAAACAACUAAAAAAGAAGUCCGACAAAUCGAAACUGUUAAGAAGGAACAUAACCGACUUAACAAGGAAAGCAUGUCCAAAAAAAGACAAGACAAAGAAUUCAGAGAAAUGGAAAAAGAAAGGGAUAAAAUUAAUAAAUCCCAGCAAAGGUUUUCUAAUCCAUCUCUUCUCGAAGUGGAGGCUGAAAGAAUUUCGCAAAAACGCCAAAGCGAAAGUUACAGAGAAAAGGAGCGAGCACACGAUAAAGAAGCCAAGAGGCGCAAAAAAGUCGUCGAGUCAACUGGAAGUCAAGCACCGGCACCCAUGCACUUCCCGCCCCGAAAUGUGGCCAAAAAUUCUGUGGAAUACUUUCGCCACAUGAUUAAAGAAGGUCCCACGGGAGUAUGCACAUCGUGUCUACGGCUCUGCUUCCCCAGAUUAAUGUCGAAAACUCCAAAACUGGACAAGGUACGAACAGAACGUCCCGAAUUGUACGAGAAAAUUUUCAACUAUCCAGAUUCGAACCAGUUUUGCAAAACUUGCCUAGAUUACCUUCGCAAAGACGAACACUCCAAUUAUUGCGCGAGCGAAUGCAAAAUUAUUUUCGACUUGCCCGAAAGAUUUAGAGAUCUGUCCACAUUGGAGGAACGACUGGUGGCCCUUAGAAUCCCGUUCAUGCAGAUACGGGCUUUCGGUCGCGAAAAGCAGUGCUCCAUAAAGGGAAGCAUUGUAAACGUGCCGCUCGACACGUCAUCCGUGGUAUCAGUCUUGCCACGCAACCUGGACGAUACACAAACCAUUCAGGUUAAGCUAAAAAGGAGACAGGCGCACGAUAGCCACUACAUCCUGGAGACAGUCCGACCAGCUAUAAUACUGGGUGCACUGGAAUUCCUUAAAACGCAGCCGUUGUACGCCAACGUCAACAUAAACCCAGAUUGGGUAGAUGGACUCGAAAGAGACGCAGUUGGCAACGUACAAAUCGAACACAACGAUAACGUCGACGACGAUUUCGAUAAAACUUUCAGUACGAUCUCUCAAUUGUCGGACGUGUUGGAAAAAGUUUCGAUUCUGGAAAAACAGGCUGCGGAAAUACCGCCACCCCAGCAACCGACCAAACACACAGUGGAGUCCGAAUUCGAUCGUGAGGAUGAAAACGAACUCAUUAAUCCAGGCGGCGAAGAAACGUUACUGGACGAGCGUGACCCACUGGCAAACAUUGUUAUGGCACCCGGGGAAAACCAAAUUCCCAAGCACAUAAUGCUUGACGAAUAUGCCGAGGAAAUGUCCUUUCCGACCAUUUUUGCUGGAAACAAAAAAGCAUUCAACAAAAAAAUGCUCUACCACAACCAAGCAAAACUGCAAUCGGCAUAUGUAGAUCGCCGGUUCGCACGGCCCGAUUUCUUGCUCUUCAUGUUCAAGAAAAAACAACUGCUUGCCACCAACACUGCCAUCCAAUUGGCCAUAAGAAAACUGGAUGACAGAACCAGCAGAAAACACACGGUGGCCGACGUGAUGAACAUCGACUACCUAAAGCAGCUGAUCAAGCAAGAUCAAGGAUUUGGGUUUAUGAGUUCCAUCAGAUCGGCACCUGCUUACUGGGAACUGCAAAAAAACAAGCUGAUGGCGAUGGUGCGUCAAUUUGGCGCGCCAACGUUCUUCGUCACGAUCAGCGCCGCCGAAUCCCUUUGGCCAGAACUACUGGUCAUACUUAGCCAAGUGGUGGACCGCAAACACUUGAGCGAAACGGAAGCGCUGAACUUGAAAUCAGAAGACAAAUGUCGACUGAUCCGAACCGAUCCUAUCACUUGUGCUCGGUAUUUCGACAACAGGUUCCACCUACUCCUGAACCAAUUAAAAUCCCAGUUCAGCGUUUUCAAACAACAUCCGAUGAUCCACUACUACUACCGAGUGGAGUUCCAACAGCGAGGCAGUCCGCACGUACACAUGUUGUGCUGGCACGAAAACGCGCCGUCGGUCGAGCCGGGAUCUACCGACGAAGAAAAAAAGAUCGUGUGCGAUUUUAUCGACCAAUACGUAACUUGCGACAGCGAACUGCCCGAAGUAGUAGAUUUAAUGCCUUUACAGAAGCACAGACACAACAAGUCGUGCAAAAAAGAAUUUAAAGGCAAAACACUGUGCAGAUUCAACUUUCCGUGUUUACCGAUGGACGAAACCACCAUCAUCUAUCCACAUUCACCGUUGAACAUUACGGCUGAUUCGUGGAGAGCGGCAACUGACGCAGUGGAAAAGUGCAAAGAAUUCCUGAGCACAAACAAGGAGGAUCUGGAUGACCUGACGUUUCAAGGAUUCCUCGAAAAAAUGGGAUUAACCAAAGUAUCCUACCUGGAAUCCUUAAGAACCGUCACCAAAAAGGCGACUACAAUGUUAAAACGAAGACCGAAAGAUGCCUUUGUCAACAACUUCAACAAGGACAUCUUGGCUUUGCAGCGCUCCAACAUGGACAUCCAAUACAUUUUGGAUGCGUACGCCUGCCUAACAUACAUAGUCGCCUACAUGAACAAGUCCAACAGAGGCGUGUCAAAAAUCCUCGCCCAGGCCAUGAACGAAGUUAAAAACAACAAUGUGGAGACAAUAGAACAGUUCAGGCUACUCGGAAAAACAUUUCUCAACGCAUCCGAGGUUAGCGCGCAAGAGGCAGCAUACGACCUUUUGCAACUACACAUGUCCGAGGCUGACACAAUCAACAUCUACAUAAACACGCAGCCGAUGGACAAGCGAGUUCGCAUACUCAAACCCAAGCACGAACUCCUACAAAUGACCAAAGAUGACACGGACGUGUACAAGUUGGGAAAGAUCGACCAUUACGUCCAGAGGCCAGACAGCCUCGAGAACGUAUGUUUGGCUCGGUUUAUUGCGUAUUACACCGCAAAACAAAAGGAAACCGACUUGCAACUAAAAGAUAAGUCUGCUUACUUACAUUUGAGAAACAAACCGAGCGUAAUCAGUUUCAAAUGUCCGGGUCUUUUGCAGGAACCACUCGAAUACUAUCGUGUUCAAUUGAUGCUGUACGUACCGUGGAGAGACGAGCUCAGAGAGUUGAUCAAUAUUGAUCACGAAGCCGUCUACGUGGCGUACAAAGAAACCAUCCUGGCAAACAGCGAGGAGUUCAACCGUCUCCAGCAGCACACACUCGAAGCUGCUAUGGAGUUGGCCGAAAAAAACGCCGAUCUAGGUUUCGAAGAUGCGGAAUUCGUACCCGACAGGGAAUACGAAGUCUACUACGUCGACAAACCGGACGGCGAACCAAUAUUACUCAAGGGUAAAGGUGACGCUCCCCGAGCACCAAAGUCCACCAACAAAAAAGGUAAGGACGAUACGUUUACUUUUCCCACUCCUUACCAGAUAGAGGAAAAAGAGUUUCGCGAAAUAAUCGCCCAGCUCAACAACAAACAACACGAGUACCUAAACCACGUGCUCGACAACGUCAUCUCCAAAAAGAAGUUCUACGAGGUGGUAGUAGGAGGAGCGGGGGUCGGUAAAUCCCGACUGAUCAAGGCGAUCUACCAAUCUCUGCUCCGCCAUUUCAACUCGAUUCCCGGAAACAAUCCGGAAACGAUAAAGAUAAUGCUGACGGCACCGACGGGAAAAGCCAGUUUCGCCAUAAGAGGCCUCACCAUCCAUUCGUCGUUCGGCAUCCCAGUCAACACGUCCAAAGAGGACAUCUUGCCGCUCAGCCACGACAAAGCCAACACGCUCUACACACUGUUGAGCGAGCUAAAGUUGAUAAUCAUCGACGAAUUCAGCAUGGUUGGUAGCACCAUGCUGGCGCAGAUACACACGCGUCUGCAGCAAAUAUUCAAAAACAACUGCGACUUUGGCGACAUCCCGAUCAUCAUGUUCGGCGACCUGAACCAACUGGCGCCGGUGGGCGACCAGUGGAUUUUCCGGCCGAACAAGCGCAACCCGUACGGACUGCUAUGCGGAACCUACUUGUGGGACAAGUUUGCGUUCUACGAAUUGACGGAAAUAAUGCGCCAGCGAGAGGACCUCGCAUUCGCCGAGGCCCUUAACAACAUGGCGAGUAACAAAAUGUCCGUCACGGACGUUCAGUUGUUCGCCAAACGACAGGUGGACGAAAAAAUGAUCGUUCCCGACAACAUUAUCCACCUGUUUGCUACCAACGCUGAAGUGGAUCAGUACAACCACCAUCGACUGUCCGAAUUCGAAACGGAAAGCGCCGAGUCGGUCGCAACCGACAUAAUCAAAGGUAGCUGCCCGGAAAAGGUAAAGGAAGCGCUGCUUAAACGAGCACGCAUUCUUAAAAAAACCGAGUGCUUCGGUCUAAUGCAUUCCAUUAAGUUACAGGUAGAAGCGAGGUACAUGAUAUCGAUGAACAUCGACACCAACGAUGGCAUCGUGAACGGUGCCACCGGUAUCUUGAAAAAGAUCGACUACGACAACGAUCAAACCCCCAAACAGAUCUGGAUCGAGUUCAUGGACGGGGACGUGGGCGUCAAUUGUCGGAAAAAGGCGCGCGACCAGGUCGCGGCCGCCGGCCAUCCCGACACCUGGACGCCCAUCAAAAAAGCGGCACGAGUAAUUCAAAGUCGCAAGGGCAACGCAGUCAACGUCGAACGCCAGCAGUUCCCUGUUUUCGUGGCCGAAGGCAUCACGAUUCACAAGGCACAGGGAGGCACAUACCAACAAGUGGCCGUCCAUCUGAAACCAGGUAUGAUGCGCAGCGCGCUCUACGUGGCAUGCAGCCGGGCUACCACGAUAAACGGCCUGUACAUAUUUGGUAAGUUUAAAAAACCCGUUUCGACCAAGCUCGAUUCCAACGGAAACGAACUGAUUAAUUUGAGAGUAAACAAAAGCCUGGUCACCAAGUUUGACGAGCAAUUCGUUGAAGGCUCGAUUCUCGUGACAUAUCAAUCAGUUCGUUUCCUGAACAAGGAACUAACCUUGAUUCGCAAUAACCCCCUCUUUAAAAACGCAAACCUAGCAAUCUUCGAAGACGAAGGUGCGGACGAAAACGACGUAAGUCAGUACCCAAACCUAAACGACGAAUUCCGUCAACAAAUCUUCCGUUCGAUUGACGAUUUGUUUAAUAUUGUUUGCUUUUACAGAGACCCGGUGCUUAAACUCAGCACUUACGUCAGCGGGGCUGAUACGCACCAACUGAUCAACGUUCACCUGGGCGAAGACAAUAAUGCAACCAAAAUUAUUGUCCUGAACAAGCGACCCAACCCCACCCAGGUUUUCGAAGGAGCAUUAAUCGUAGAUGGCGCGAUGCCGACCGACGAUACAGCAAAGUACCUGUUGAUCGGAAAAUGGCACGACACCAAAGACCGACAACAAGUCGUGGACCAUUUCCCAUCGCUGGAACUCGAAUCGAUAACGACCACUAUCGACUACCACGCUGUUUGCUCUUUCGUCCAUCCGCUACACGGAAGCGAAUUCGUCCGAAGCGAAACGCACGCCACCGUGCACAGCAAAAACCUUGCGAUAUCGACACGACUAUCCGAUAAAGCUAUCUGCCGCCCAAAGGCGGAAGAGGAUAAGCUGGUAGAAUCGGCAACGAUGGACGUUGACGACGAUCUCUGUCCAUUGUCGAACGAAAGUGACGACAGACGGAGUUCGUCUGCAAUGUCCAUCAGUGCGGAUCCUUCCGAACACGGUUCGAUCGCCGACGAAAAAAAGAGCGACGAUAGCGCGAUGUCAAUAUCGUCGACAAGCAUACAAAGCUCGUCGUCGUACAAAGACUACCGCGAAUCGUACGAUAACAAAGGUCUGAAAAACUCGGACGGAGUUUCUUGCUACGCCAACGCAACCGUUCAGUGCCUACUUUCCCUUCAGGAAUUUAGACGAUGGAUUAUGCAGAACGCAGACGAAAAUGAUGCGUGCAAAGCGAUCGUACGCAUAAUGCUUUCCAAAAAGAAAAACUGUUGGGAACUGAGAACACUGUUGACAUUCCAAUGAAGUUUUCUCUUUUUAUUUUUCAGAAAAUAAAAAGCUGAACUGGGAUUUGAACCCAUAUAGACCUGGUUCAAAGCGAACUGCCCUAACCAAUUCGACUACCAAGCCUUCACAUAAAAUUGUGCAUUGAUGUUUGAGCGUACCUUAAUAAUCUCUUUUAUUUUUCUGAAAAACAAAAAAGCCCUGUCGAGAACCGAGCCACGGACCUCUCGAUCCGUGGAUCUGGUUUUUAGAUAAAUAAGUAAAAAAGUUACUACGCCCCCUAUGGACAAAAAGCAUAACUAACGUUGGUAAAAGUAUAGAUAGCUUUAUUUGUUUUUAUAUGUUUAAAUUAGAUAAUGGUAGAUGGCGUUGUUUUAGAUAAGGUAAAUAAAAUAAAACUAAAUAAAUAGGCCCCCUAUGGAUAAAUAGUGUAACUAACGUUGGUAAAAUAUAGAUAGCUAUAUUUGUUUUAUAGGUUUAAAUCAAAUAAUGGUAGAUGGCGUAGUGAA
Brassicogethes aeneus is the source of this 7349-nucleotide messenger RNA. Lineage: Eukaryota; Metazoa; Arthropoda; Insecta; Coleoptera; Nitidulidae. The record is from the annotation of a GenBank genome assembly.